CAGAAAAGGAGGGAGAGCGCAGCAAGAGCGCGAGGAUAUGUAGAGGGAACGAGAGGGUGAGGGACACACAGAAAGGUUGAUCUCUGCCUUCUUUUUUUAACCAUCUGCUCACUCUCUUGCCCUUUUUGGUCGCUGGUCGGCCGCCAGUCGUCGCCGUCACCACAUCAUCUCCUGCCAUGCUCGGCUCGGCCAUCAUUGGAGGCCCUGUUUUUGCAGCAGGAAAUCUUGGAAGUGAUCAAAGGAUCGGUGAAACCACCAUUACUGAUAUCCGCCGUCGGCCAUCACCCGGAGGCCCUGUCUUGUCAAACAAGGCCAUGCCUAGGAACAAGUCUUCUGUCCGAAGUAUUUUUCCGGCUUCGAGAUCUUCCUCCAGUUUCACGUGCAUUCUGAGGUAUCGAUCGUGUUCAGAAUGCGGACGUCACUACCCUCUUCCAAGCCUUGCAGAGCAUCAACAAGCAGACCAUUCUGGGAAUGAGGAAAACUGUGUUUCGCAAGGCCAAUCACAUUUUGAUUGGUCUAAAAGCAGUGAUCUCCUGAGGAUUAUGAAAACAGAUCCUCACCCAGGGAAUCGCCCGUUGCCUAGUCGAGAUCUCCCUCCAGGAUGCGGAAAUGCGAAUUUUACCCGCGACGACGGACCUCAUUCGGAAAGAGAGAAAGUGAUCACUACUCUAACGCUGUACAGAGAUAUCUGUCGCCUGCUUGAGCGGGAAAAAUUACAAGCGGGUAAAGAGAGCAGGUGCAUUAGAAGGGUAGAUUUUCAUGCGGCAAAAGAGGUGAAGAAGAGAGUGGGUUACGUCCACGGCCAUAGGCAGUUUAUCGGAGAAGUUCCGGGGGUGGAAGUCGGGGACAAAUUCUAUUAUAGGAUGGAACUCGCUGUUGUUGGGCUCCAUCGUCCUCCUCAGAAUGGCAUCGAUUACAUGGGACCUCACCCAGACAUCCUAGCCACGAGCGUUGUCGCUUCCUGGGAUUAUGCAGAUGAUCUGACAGAUCCUAACGAGCUGGUUUAUUUGGGCGAGGGUGGAAUGCCUAGCCAUGUCAACGAGGCUGAAGAUCAGAAGCUCACUCGAGGGAACUUAGCUCUAGCGAAUAGCAUGAAGAGGAGCAAGCCAGUGAGAGUGAUCCGUAAGGAUUGGGAUGACACGUUCAAAUACGAUGGACUGUACGUGGUAGACAGGUACCGGAAGAGUAGCAGAGCUAAUAGAAAGAUGGUCUUCGAAUUUGUGAUGAAGAAGGUGGAAGUAGUCGAGUUGUCCGAUUAG
Syzygium oleosum is the source of this 1259-nucleotide messenger RNA. Its product is annotated as histone-lysine N-methyltransferase, H3 lysine-9 specific SUVH6-like. The coding region runs from base 177 to 1259 and encodes 360 amino acids. NCBI's taxonomy places the organism in Eukaryota, Viridiplantae, Streptophyta, Magnoliopsida, Myrtales, Myrtaceae. The transcript has a single exon. The record is from RefSeq and is a predicted model, not a curated record.